CUCCUCUCCAACCUUCAUGCUUUUACCAUACCAUCCAUAUCAUGCCAUACCACUAUCAUAAUAUCCCCUUUUAUCAAAGCAUAAGGUUAUCAUGUCUUCUUCAUACCACAUCCCUGGUAUCCCCGUCAUCCCGAACGACCGUGCGGCCCGAAGGCGCAACGGACCUCCGUUCAACCCCUUCCCUCACAAGGUGAGCUUCAAGCCCACUGAGGUGAGUCGCUCCUCUCGUUCAGCCGGCCCUGCCUCUCGUUCCACUUCUGGUUCUUCUUCUGUUGCGCACAAUGUGUCUUUCUCUUCUGCUGGUUCGUCGUUUGUACGUAAUGCCGUUCGUUCCUCUAUCCCCAAGUCCACUCGUUCCACCUCUGUUAGUUCUUCUGUUGUGCGCAAUGAGUCUUUCUCUUCCGUCGGUUCUUCUGUCCUUCGUUCUGCUGUUCGUCCCUCUGGGAUCUCAAACACUCGUUCGGCUUCUGCCACUUCUUCUGUUGUACGUAAUCAGUCGUUCUCUGCUGCUGGCUCUUCUGUCGUUCUUCCUCGUGAGCGCACCGCUCUCUCGACUCGUGGCGUUACCACGUCCCUUCGUUCAACCGCCGCCUGCCUCCCUCGUUCGACAGAACCCGCGGCGGCAAUAGGUUCUCGUGCCACAGGCACAUCCACUCGUUCCGGCCCCUUCGAGUCGACUGGCUAUUUCCGCGGCAGCGCCAAAGCUGUCCUCGCUCUUCUCAACGCCAAGUACCCUGGACGAUUCGCGGGAUCUCGCGGUCCGCCUUCAGCCCCCGUGCUGAAAAGCGCCAUGAGAAAGCCCGGAACCAGCAAGUCCGAGAAGCGAGUCCAGUUUUCCGGCGGCCACGUCAAGAUAGUCGAUCGAUGGAUCGUUCCCGGUGUCGACACCUACCGAGACCAUACCCCAAGCUUGCUUGGCAAACUUGGUGGAUGGAAAGUCACUCCUUUACCGGCACCCGAUAACGACGGAGAGACCGACAAAUAUAUCGAAUACUGGUGUACCUCGCUCACCCAGUUACGCUCUCAUUCAGGUCGCCCCUGCGAACGGAGCUGCGCGUACUCCCAACUAGGUCAGGUUCAGCGAGAGCUGAACCGUCGCAACGGUAUUACCGACGACGACAACCCUCGAGACAUUCCUUCGAUGUACGUGUACAGACUCUGGAACCAGCGCCGAGAAAAACUGAGAUCGCGUGGAGGCUGGGCUCUCUGAGCCUACGCUGAAGUCGUGAUUCUCAGCGAAAACUCCCCCCAAAAAAAAAAAAAAAAUUAAAAACAAAAAAUCAUCCUAGAGAAUCUCGGACGAGAAGUCCAUUACAUUGUUGCACGCUCUUUUGGGUUUGGGUCUGGAUUUCUGUGCUUUUUCCC
Messenger RNA from Coccidioides posadasii C735 delta SOWgp, 1365 nucleotides. The record is from RefSeq and is a predicted model, not a curated record. Lineage: Eukaryota; Fungi; Ascomycota; Eurotiomycetes; Onygenales; Onygenaceae.